Messenger RNA from Rhineura floridana, 1396 nucleotides. RefSeq names its product centromere protein L (gene CENPL). The coding region runs from base 260 to 1333 and encodes 357 amino acids. The transcript has 5 exons. NCBI's taxonomy places the organism in Eukaryota, Metazoa, Chordata, Lepidosauria, Squamata, Rhineuridae. The record is from RefSeq and is a predicted model, not a curated record.
CAUUAGUUUGGGCAGAAAUAAUUUCGCUAUGCCUUCACCACGACUGUAUGAAGCCUGAAUAAACACUAGCAGUGACAGCAGCGCCUCGAAAAGCAACCAAUCAAUAUCCCAAGUUUCCAAAGCAUGCGCAGAACAGUCCCGCCGCCGAACUGGUUGCUGGGAGGCAUAUUUUUUAAAAUCGCCCGCCACACUCACACAAGGCUUCUAUUUAUUUGUUUGUCUAGUCGGGGGGGAGAAGGAGGCUUUCUCACGGUUGCCGAUGAUGGCGCAGGUUCAGCAACAGUAUGUAGAGGGUACUAGGACUUCUGGCUCCAGAAGAAUGACUGCUUUUGGAGGAAAAACUGCAGACCAUGGAGUGAACUUCUCUAACACUGCACAUCUUUCAAAGGGUGUUGUAUCCCUCAGGAAAGGAAGCCCGUUUAGUCAUACCCCAGCUAAGCGCAUGAUUCUACCUACUCUUUACCUGCAGGAAAAUGCUGAUCCUCAGAUAGGCUUGCUUCUCUGUAAACAAUGGACUUUAUACAGUGUUACUCCUCUGUACAACUUCUCUUAUGGACAGCUGAAUGAAUAUUCUAGACAGUUGAGUCUCUUUAUUGCAGCUGAGAAGCAGAAGAGGCUUGCAGUGGAAGUUGAAUCCGAUCUUGCAUUUAAAGUGAAGUUCUCCUCAUUCUCAGCUUUGAAAACCACAGAACAGGAACCAGCAGCAGUUCUCAUACAAAUCAUGCAGAGGUCUCAGGCGGCAGCUAAAAAUGAAGAAGGCAAAGUGGUAUGGACGGGCUGGUUCAGUUGUACUGGUGGAAAUGACAUUUUUGUGACGGUCAUGGAGGAUUUCACUUGUCUGCCCUUGUUCCUUGUAAGUGGGGCAAAAGGUCUCAUGCUCCUUGUAGAAACUUGGCUUCAGCAGACCUUUGACUGUUGUUUAAGCCCCUUGCACAUCACCCCUAUCAAUCUUGCCUGGAUGGCUGCAAUAUGGACUGGGUGUUAUAUGGAAAAUCAUAUGGCUGCAACAGAGCUGACUUUCUCAGUACCCGGCCCUGCUUACCCUCUGGAUAUUUCCUAUGCUAUCCAUCCUGAAGAUGCAAAAGCCCUUUGGGAUUCAAUCCAUAGCACUCCAGGAGAAGUUGGACAAGAAGAAGUGGAAUUAUUCAUGGACUGCCUUUACAAUCACUUUCACAGACACUUCAAGAUCUACCUGUCAGCUGCGAGACUGGUGAAAGUCUCUACUUCUGUAGCCUCUGUCCAUUCUGUUGGGAAAAUAAAGAUUCUCCAUGCCCAGCAUCUGAUAGGAAUUCUGUCACUGCUCACAGAACUGGCAGUUUCAAAAACAAUGUGAUGGAUUUUUUGUUGUACUUCAGUUACAGAAAAUAUAUCCAUUACAGUGAUGACUUGUAAGCUG